GUGAAAAUCACACCCAGCAUUUGCGUAUUCAUUACUCGAAGAGCAGUAAUACUGCCACAUGUUCAACGAAUCAAAACCCAUUCGCAUCAGCUUCCUGGGUCCUGCCUUGGUCUCAAUUCAAAUCCGAACCCCAUUCACACACCCUAUCGGUUCUAAUAUUUUCAACAUCAAUUAAGGUCCCUAACUGUUUUUGUUUUUAAUCUUUUUGUUCGGUAAACUGACCUGCAGCUGCCGUGUGUGGACUUCCCUUCGGACCAGAGAGUCUUUCUUCCCAGUUUUUACGCAGCAAGUUCUUCCUGAGGCUCAAUGCGUUAAGACUUGAGAUUAUCCUGUCAGAUUCUUAGAAAAAGGGGAAUCGGUUGGGCUUAGACUCUGAAGGUUUUUGCGAUCAGAUUAUCUAUCACGUAGUGGAGACCAAUCCGUUGCAAUGAAGUGUUUACCUUUCCACUAUGGAGAGAAGAAGGAAGAACCGAUGAGCAUGAAGUCAGCUUCGGGUCGGUCCAACAGUUCCACAAAUGCUGAAGAUGAUAUGAGAAGAUCUGGUUCUGAAUUGAAUUCUAAGGAUCCUUUAGAAAACAGUACAGAGUCCCUUGGGAGGACUGCAUUACCCAGUUUGUCUCAAAGACCCAGCAACCUGAAAGUCUUCACUGUUCCUGAACUAAAAUCAGCCACGAAGAAUUUCAGUCGCACUGCUAUGCUUGGAGAGGGAGGGUUUGGAUGUGUAUACAAGGGAUUGAUCAAGAGUGGAGAGGAUCCUAACAGAAAAAUUGAAGUUGCAGUUAAACAACUUGGUAAAAGAGGAGUGCAGGGGCAUAAGGAAUGGGUGACAGAAGUUAAUGUUCUGGGCAUUGUUGAGCAUCCCAAUCUGGUAAAACUAGUGGGUUACUGUGCAGAUGAUGAUGAAAGAGGAAUCCAGCGGCUUCUGAUUUAUGAAUAUAUGCCCAACAGAAGUGUGGAACACCACUUAUCACCCCGUUCAGAGAAUCCUCUCUCAUGGAGUAGAAGAUUGAAAAUAGCUGAAGAUGCAGCUCGUGGCUUAACAUACCUGCACGAGGAAAUGGAUUUUCAGAUAAUCUUCAGAGACUUCAAAUCUUCAAACAUCCUCCUGGAUGAGCAUUGGAAUGCAAAGCUAUCAGACUUUGGGUUAGCUAGAUUGGGACCACCUGAAGGAUUAACUCAUGUCUCGACAGCGGUUGUGGGAACAAUGGGAUACGCGGCUCCUGAAUAUGUUCAAACUGGCCGUCUGACAUCUAAGAGUGAUGUAUGGAGCUAUGGUGUCUUCCUUUAUGAACUCAUCACUGGCCGGCGCCCUUUUGAUCGAAAUCGUCCGAAGAGUGAGCAGAAGCUCUUGGAAUGGGUGAGGCCAUACUUGUCAGAUGGGAAGAAAUUUCAACUAAUAUUGGAUCCAAGGCUUGAAAGGAAACACGUUUUUAAGUCAGCUCAAAGACUUGCUAUUGUAGCUAACCGAUGCUUAGUCAAAAACCCAAAGAGUCGCCCUAAGAUGAGUGAGGUAUUGGAUAUGGUGAAUCAGAUUGCACAAUCUUCAUUGAGUGCAAGUCCAGAGCUACCCUUGAAGAAUUUUGCAUCAACGCAAGAGUCGCAAGAAACGAAAUUAAAGAACAAGAGAAGGACUAUGGACCUUAAACCUGGAGAAACUAAUUGUUUUUUUAGGAUAUGGAGACGAAAGCAGCAAGGAGCCAUUUGAUUAUUUUAGGACUUGGCCGAUCAAGUUUGUUAUUGAAGGCAAAGCAGCUGUUGCUUCAUGACAGGAAUCAUUAAUCAUUGCCCGUGACACGAUGAAGAAUACUUGUAUAUUUCCUAGCUACGUCACUUCACACAGGUGAGAAGCAGUGUUCAUCGCUUUAUAUAUAUAUAUAUAUAUAUAUAUUAAUAAAGCCGUCGUCCUAUGCUUUAUUAGUCUUUUAAUUUUACCUGUCAAGUUUUUUUGAGGAAAUGCAAAGGGAUGCUAUUUAAGUAGACAUAGGAAUAACUUGGAGAAUUUCCAGGGCAGACGUGUCUGGCCAACAAAAAAAGGCAGACAUGCCGGUGGACAUUGGCAGGGCUGGGAAAAUGGGCCACACCCAGCGAGUUGGCCUAUACAACGCUCGAAAAUGUAGGGUUGCAAAAAUGAGGUCAUUUUAAAUGGGUCAACACUAACCUUGUCCAUGGGUUAGCCUUUUGCUUUUUUUUUUAAAAAAUGUGUGAAAUAGAUCAGGUGGAAUUAUGAAGUAAUCUAUGUAUAUUUUUGUAAUUUUAGCUCCCUUCUUUAUUUUCCAAGAAGUUUACCGGGAUAAUUUCAGAAGAGAUACAUUUUACUCCUAUAGUCAUGUUCCUAGAUGA
Prosopis cineraria is the source of this 2340-nucleotide messenger RNA. Its product is annotated as serine/threonine-protein kinase PCRK1-like. The transcript has 5 exons. The record is from RefSeq and is a predicted model, not a curated record. Gene Ontology annotation, biological process: protein phosphorylation. Lineage: Eukaryota; Viridiplantae; Streptophyta; Magnoliopsida; Fabales; Fabaceae. Gene Ontology annotation, molecular function: ATP binding; protein kinase activity. The coding region runs from base 428 to 1705 and encodes 425 amino acids.